AUGUCAGGGUGGAACACGAACCCUCAGUAUAGACCUCUGAAUGUGAGGGACGCGCUGUCGUAUCUUGAUCAAGUCAAGGUACAAUUCAGCAAUCAACCAGAUGUCUACAACCGUUUCCUGGAUGUCAUGAAAGAGUUCAAGGGUCAAAUAAUUGAUACACCCGGAGUCAUUGAUCGUGUAUCUACCCUUUUCAGAGGGCAUCCUUCUCUCAUCCAAGGAUUCAACACUUUCCUACCCCCCGGAUACCGUAUCGAGUGCUCUGGCACUGACGGUGAUUCCAACAGUCUGAUCACUGUCACCACUCCAGCCGGUACAGUCAGCCAAAUACCUGGAGGGUUUGCCGCUGCUAUUGAUCAGAGGGAGAGGGAAAACAGAGCGAAACCUUCUUCUGUCCGACCUCCACCUCCACCUGAACAGGAAGCAAGAACUACUGCUGCUGCUGCUACAGCUUCAGGAGGAACAUCAUCGACUCCUUCCGCUCAACCUCUUCCUCCUAUCCAUUCUCACCUCGCUACCGGUCCACCCCCCUUCCAGAGUGCUUCUCGACCAGGUACAUCAUCCGCCACUACUCAACCUGGAAGACCAUCCCAGCCUGCUGCUUCCACUCAAGCUCCCCCGGGUCCUUUACCUCUACCUCCUCAAACCCAACAACCUCUUCCUCCAUCCGGUCCUUCCACCCCUUCUGCAGCGCAGUUCCUUGCGUCCGGUGGUCUUAACAACAAUCAAUCUUCCUCCGGUCAAGCAGCCCAAGGAGGUUCUCGAGGUCCCAUCAUGGAGUUCAAUCAUGCAAUCACCUUCGUCAACAAGAUUAAGAACAGGUUCAAUUCGGAGCCAGACACCUACAAGCAGUUCUUAGAGAUUUUACAGACCUACCAAAGGGACACGAGAGAUAUUGCUGAGGUGUACGAGCAAGUCACUCGGCUUUUCAACAAUGCCCAAGAUCUUCUCGAGGAAUUCAAGCAGUUCUUACCUGAAAAUGGUGGUUUCGGCGGUAUGGCUGGGUUUGGUUCAUUCGUACAAGCCGCCGCUGGAGCACCUCCCGCUGCCGCAGACAAGCUUGCUGGUCAGAAGAGGGGCGGAAAAGAGAGUAAAGAAGCGAGUGCCCAAAAGAAGAGACGUGCAGGUGUGGCGGACGUUGGCAAGGGUGCUGCUCAAAGCAAAAAAAAGACUGGUGGUCAACGAGGUGAAUCUCCUUCGAUCGAGGAUAACGAACCUGCGUCUGCUCCUGCUCCCUCUGGUAAUCAACCGCAAACUCUUGCUUCACCUGAUGAAGUAGCUUUCUUCGACAAGGUCAAGAAAGCCAUCGACGAUAAAGUUGUUUAUCAUGAAUUCCUCAAGCUUAUCAACCUCUUUGUACAGGAUAUGAUUGAUACGCAAACUCUUCUUGAAAGAGCGUAUCAUUUUAUCGGAGAAGCUCCGGAAGUCUGGGCGAAUUUCCAGAAAGUGGUUGGCGCCAAUGCGGAUGGUAAAGCUCCUCCUAACCCUGCAACCGCUCAAGGUGGUUAUGGAUUUGGAGGAAUGAUCGGUGUGGAUAACCAAGUCGUCGAGAAUGUUCCAAUGCUCGAGCGAGUCAAACCUGAUCUUGCUGGAAAGAACGCGAAAUCAUUUGGACCAAGUUACAGAAAACUUCCUCGAACUGAAAUCAACCUCCAAUGUACUGGUCGAGAUGCCAUGUGCUGGGAAGUGCUGAAUGAUGAAUGGGUAUCCCACCCCACCUGGGCUGCUGAAGACGCAGCACCUUUCAUCUCUCACAAGAAGAAUUCAUACGAGGAAAUGCUUCACAAAUCUGAAGAGGAGCGACAUGAGUACGACUACCACAUCGAAGCUAAUCUUCGAACCAUCGCCCUUCUCGAGCCGCUUAACAACAAAAUCCAGACUAUGGAUCCUGAAGAAAGAGCAAACUUCAACCUCAAAGCUGGUCUCGGUGGUCAAAGCAAGUCCAUCUACCAACGAAUCAUCAAGAAGGUUUACGGUAAAGAACUCGGUCCCGAUGUCAUUCGUGCCCUGCACGAGAACCCUGUCGUCGCUCUUCCCAUCGUCCUCGAGCGAUUGAAGGCGAAAGAUGAAGAAUGGAAGAAAGCCCAAAGAGAAUGGAACAGAGUAUGGCGAGAGCAAGAUGCCAAGAAUUUCUACAAAGCACUUGAUCACCAAGGUGUUCAAUUCAAGACUUCGGACAAGAAAACUCUCAUGCCAAAGAGCUUGUUAGCGGAGAUCGAAUCGAAACGAAGGGAACAAAUGAACGUACGAUCAGCCUUACUGGAUCCUCGACCAUGGCGAGCUAAACCUCAAAUCGAAUUCCAAGUGAAAGAUAUCGAAGUCCUAAAAGAUUCUAUCAAGCUCAUCAUAAGUUAUCUUGAUCGAGUCAGCAACUCCCUAUCGACACAAGAUCAAAAUCGUGUAGAACGAUUAUUACGCGAUUUCAUCCCCGCUCUCUUCAUGCAAGACAAAGAUGAAUUCGAUGCGGAAUUCGGAGACGAUGAUGAGACUCCCGGGGAGGAUUCUGAGGAAUCCGAUGGUGAUGUCAGUAUGGCUGACGAUGACGAGACUGGAUCGGUUGUCUCUACGUCCAAGAAAGGUGCAAAGAAAACAACGCACGCAGCCGAUCUUCGAAAGAAGCUUCUCAAGCAGGAAUUAGCCGGAAGGGAAAAGAGGGGAUCGACAAUGACACCUGGACCUGAUGGAGAUAACGCCGUUGACAAUGCACCAUCCGUAGAAGGCACACCCGCAACUGAAAAUGGUGAACGGGCAGAAACACCUUUACCUGUCCCUGCUGAUCCCGCUGAAGUCGCUGAAGCAGUCGAAAAGGAUAAAGCAGGAGCUGAGGCAUCUGAACAAACAUGGGUCCAGAUCGAUGGUCUCACGGAAUCGCAAGCCCCCUCCGAGAAAAGCUCAGAAGCUGGAGCAGCAGAGCCGAAAGCUUUACCUACGAGAAAAGCCAAUUUCUUUGCCAAUAAUCAUUUUUACGUUCUCAUCAGACUCAUCCAGAUCUUGUACUCUCGUUUGGUGAUGUGUAAGGAUAUUGCCGAGAAAUUGGCUUCCGAGAAGAAACAACCGAUCAACCCAUUAGCCAUCAAAUUGGGAUUGGCCGAGCCUGACUCACACUUUUUCGGUAUUGAAGAUGGUGAAAAUCCCGCUCAACAUUAUUAUGGACAUCUGUUAAGUAUGGCAGAAAGGUUGUUUGAAAACGAAGUCGACAAUGCGCAUUUCGAAGAGACUUUAAGAGUGAUGUUUGGUAAUAAGGCGUAUAUCAUGUUCACGGUCGACAGAGUGAUUGCGGCUAUUGUCAAGCAGGCACAAACGGUGUUAGGUGACAUGAAAUCGCAAGAACUUCUCGCUCUCCUACAAAGAGAUAGAUUGCACGAGAGGACUAGUACGAGAAGACAGAUCGCUUAUAGGAUGCAAGCUGAAGGUGUUUUGGGAUCAGAUGAAAACCUGUUCAAGAUUUCAUAUCAACCGUCACGAGAUAUUGUCUCGAUACAACUGUUAGGUAGAGAGGAUUUGUCUGUAGAUGAUGCUGAGACCGCGCAAGAGAAGUGGAGACAGUAUAUCGAGAGUUAUAUCUUGACUCAUCCUACUGAAGGAUUACCUCAUCGAGUUGAUCCCCCUCUUCUCCAAAGGAACCUCGAUGAAAACCUCAAGCUAUCUUCGAAUGAAGUUAUCACCAAAGACGGUAUAGAAAUCAAGAUUGCCUUGGGCAAUUAUAGAAUGUUCUUCACUCCUGAUACCGAAGAUUAUUUCCAUUUGAUUCGAAGUUCCACUGAGAUCAAUGAGACUGAACAGAAAGAGAAAAUAUAUCUGGAAGGAGCCAAGAAAAGGUUAGAUGAUUGGUUGGAAAAUAGUUUGAAAGGUGAUAAUGAAUAG
Molecule: messenger RNA, 3861 nt
Organism: Kwoniella botswanensis
Lineage: Eukaryota; Fungi; Basidiomycota; Tremellomycetes; Tremellales; Cryptococcaceae
Exons: 12
Coding region: 1-3861 (1286 amino acids)
Biological process (GO): negative regulation of transcription by RNA polymerase II
Cellular component (GO): chromatin; Sin3-type complex
Molecular function (GO): transcription corepressor activity
Source: RefSeq, a predicted model, not a curated record